This is a messenger RNA of Dipodomys spectabilis (banner-tailed kangaroo rat), 994 nucleotides long. RefSeq names its product olfactory receptor 1S1-like. Gene Ontology annotation, molecular function: G protein-coupled receptor activity; olfactory receptor activity. The record is from RefSeq and is a predicted model, not a curated record. Bases 50 to 994 code for a protein of 314 amino acids. Lineage: Eukaryota; Metazoa; Chordata; Mammalia; Rodentia; Heteromyidae. The transcript has 2 exons. Gene Ontology annotation, cellular component: membrane. Gene Ontology annotation, biological process: G protein-coupled receptor signaling pathway.
CUAUUUUACAGUGAUAUUGAAUUUUCUCUCUUUUAGGAAUAGCAGAAUCAUGCACCAAGGAAACCAAACUACCGUCACUGAAUUCUUCCUCCUGGGAUUCACAGUGGAGUCUGAACAGCAGCAACUCAUCUUCAUGCUAUUUCUGUGCAUGUAUCUGGUCACCAUGGUAGGAAACGUACUUAUCAUCCUGGCAAUUAUCAGUGACACUCACCUCCACAGCCCCAUGUACUUCUUUCUUGCCAAUCUAUCCUUCACUGACAUCUGCUUUACAACUACAACUGUCCCCAAAAUGUUGGCAGACAUCCGGAGCCAAAGUCCAACUAUAUCCUUUGCAGGAUGCCUUACACAAAUGUAUUUCUUUAUGCUCCUAGUGGACCUGGAUAAUUUCCUCUUGGCAGCCAUGGCAUAUGAUCGGUACAUUGCCAUCUGUCAUCCACUGCGCUAUGCUGCAUUGCUGAAUCCCAGGCGCUGUGCCCUGUUAGUUGUGACCCCAUGGGUCAUCUCCAACAUUGUCUCAAUACUACAUCUCAGCCUGCUGAGUCACUUGUCUUUCUGUGAUCAAAGAACAAUCCCACACUUCUUCUGUGACCUACAGCCCAUUUUAAGGCUUGCUUGCUCAGACACUCAAAUCAACAACUUGUUAAUCUUAGUCAUUGGGGGAGCAGUCAUCUUCAUCCCUUUUACCUUCAUUCUAGUCUCCUAUGUUUUUAUGGGCAACACUGUGUUUGGAGUUCCAUCAGUCAAGGGAAAGUGGAAAACAUUCUCUACAUGUGGUUCUCAUCUCUCAGCUGUGUUUCUCUUCUAUGGAUCUAUUGUUGGGGUCUACUUUCUCCCCUCUGCUACCUAUUCAGCAGAAAGGGAUAAGGUGGCAGCUAUCAUGUAUACAGUUGUAACACCUAUGAUGAACCCCUUUAUUUAUAGUCUGCGAAACAGAGAUAUGAAAGGAGCACUGAUGAGACUACUCAGCAAAAAAAAUUUGAUCUGUAAUAAGUAA